UUGCGGCACAGCAGCCAGAGUCUGGACCGACCCCCCUGGUCACGCCGGUGACAGGUAGUCCCAUGGCCCGCGCUGUGCUCGGGGGAAUCUCAUUGCGCUCUCAUAUCCGCCGGUGAGACCAGACAGGGGGCCCGUCUCAGGUCGCUGACUCGGCCGGUGCCAACCCUCCACCUCAGCUCCCCUCCCAGAGGAUGUUGCACCAGGAUGCCUGCUCCUCUAGGAGUCAGUUCCCUGCUUCCCAGCCGUGCGUGAUCCAUUAAGAACCCUCGACAGCCGCAUGGUCGCCGAGAUGCCCUCGGACUCUCCGCGGCCAUCGUCUUCGAUCGGCUCCCCCCACGCAUGGCAGCCCCGUAUGCUAUCACCCCGACGGACCGCAGCGGGGUGAUUGUGAUCGCCGCGACGCUGUUCAUGUCCUGGAUGGUGCUGGUGUCCCUGUUUCGGGUCUACAUGCGGGUCGCCAUGAACGGACCCCCGGGGUGGGACGACGCCGUGGCCUGGAUCGGAGGAGUGAUUGGCAUUGGGAACGUGUGUGCGAUCCUGAAGGGCGUGGCACAUGGCCUGGGCCGGGCCGAUCCCCGCGACGGCGAGAGUGCCUUGAAGGCGUGGUAUACCAGCGAGAUCCUCUUCCUCACCGGGCAGUGUGCGGCCAAGCUGUCCGUCUGCCUACUGCUGCGACGGCUCGGGCGUGAAACGGCCUAUCUCCGGCUCUGCCUGGGGGGACUGGCCAUUCUCGCCGGUUGGGGCAUUGCCUCCAUCCUGGCCGUGUCGCUCCAAUGCGAGCCUGUCCACCCGUGGAACCUCAUCGGGUGCCGUUCCUUUAUUCCUGCCUGGCGCGCCAUCGCCGCCGUGGACGCGACCACGGAGGCCCUUCUGGUGGGCCUGAGUAUCCGACUGGUGUGGGGAGUGCAGAUGCACCGCUCCCAGAAGGCGACCGUCAUCGGAGCCUUUGGUACUCGCAUUCUGAUUAUCGUCCUGGUUAUCCUGCGUCAAUGUUACCUCGAGCGCGUCGGCUCCGACCCCCUCCUGCUGGGCCUCUCGGACGUGGUGGUGGCCACCGAGGUGCUUCUGCACGGCAGCCUGAUGGCCGCCACCGUGCCCUGUCUCAAACCCUUCGUGAUGGCCUUCAAUACGGGCUGGGGCCAGGGUGGCCAGAAGGAGGGCUCGUACCUGCGGUCGGGCACCAGCGGAGCCACCCCGUCCCAGCCGCAAUCGCAGGGGCGCAGCGCGGACGACGAGGUGGCCAUGCUGGGCUCGAGGGACCUCCGGGCCCGGGACGAUGCCGGAGAGGGCACCAGCGGGUGGCUGAUCCACGAGACGCGCGAAUGGAGUCUGCGCACCGAGUACAUCGAGAUGCGGCCGCUGAAGGGCCGCGGAGAGGAAUAGCUAGGGUACUUUAUCUAUUAUUCAGAAGAAAUCAAGAAUGCAUGACUACAGGAUCUCGGAGCAUGGAAAUGGCCCCCUCGGGGGUGAUGCCCGGCACGCUGACAUCGCGGAAGCCAAAACGUUGAUAUAGAGCGGCU
Messenger RNA from Aspergillus ibericus CBS 121593, 1520 nucleotides. RefSeq lists its product as uncharacterized. The transcript is spliced from 5 exons. The coding region runs from base 340 to 1383 and encodes 347 amino acids. NCBI's taxonomy places the organism in Eukaryota, Fungi, Ascomycota, Eurotiomycetes, Eurotiales, Aspergillaceae. The record is from RefSeq and is a predicted model, not a curated record.